Molecule: messenger RNA, 1132 nt
Organism: Talaromyces proteolyticus
Lineage: Eukaryota; Fungi; Ascomycota; Eurotiomycetes; Eurotiales; Trichocomaceae
Exons: 3
Coding region: 63-818 (251 amino acids)
Source: RefSeq, a predicted model, not a curated record
AUUUCAACGAUGUUUUUUAACACCCAAAUUACGCCUCAGGAGUCGUCGGAUUAGGAAUAAAAAUGGAUUUCUCACCUCAGGCGCGCGUUGUGGAACCGCCGCCAAUAUCCCGGCAAAUUGUUGUCAAAAUAAUUCUAUCCAUCAUCGACAUCCUAUUUAAUGUUGCUGCCGGGCGAUAUGCCGCUCUCACUGGCGCAAAAAUCAAUUCUUGGUCCAGGUCCAGCAGCACCGCUCAGAUAAUCUACAACAAAACAGAAAUAGCAAGUCUCGGUGCUAAAGCUGGCGCUUUCAAGGCUGCUAUCCUUGCGUUCUGGCAUUUUGGCACAGAAUACGCAGACUUGAAUUUGCCGAUUGGGUUAAUCUUUGCAAUGAUUAGUAGCAGAUUUGGGAUUGCAGUUUUGGUGACAUGCCUUGUCUCUUCUUUGGCGUUGGGUACAGUGAACGAAGCCCUUGUUAAACCGGCGUUGGUUGCCUCGCUGUUUCUUGGUUCAGAGAUGAUCCCUGCGAUAACUGGGAAUUCCUUGACAACUGCAUUCUGGAAUGCCCUGUCUGGGUACUUGUUUGCCGUUAUAGCACGACGAGAAGGUAUAUCCUCUCCCUCAAGCAUACGUCGCAUUUCGUUAUCUCUAAUGUGCUCAUACCCAAUUGUACAUGUAUGUAGGCUUCGAAGUCUGCUCCAACAAAGCUGGGUUCUCCGCCGGCCUGGUAUACGGCAUAUUCACGACAUUGAAAACAAUUUUCAUCAUUCUCGCUCGAGGUCCUACAGUCUCGCAUUCCACGACAUCUGCUGUAGGUACCAGAACGACCGUCCGGAAUAAUCUUGAGACGUAUACUGUUUUCGACCCUAGCGUUAAACCAAGGUCUCCGAUAUCUACAUUUGAUAAAUAUCCUAUUGGAAUCAAGGAUAGAUAUGAAAUGCUUUCGAGUGUUAACGGUCAUUUUAAUAGUAUGGAAACGUAUGAAGAAACAUCGACAACAACCACCUUUUUAGGAUCGUCAUAUACUUCGGGCUCUUCCUGGAGAAGUGGGAGCGGAAGUUAUUCGGGAUUGUCUUUUGGCAAUUGAAGAGGUGGUUGAUAUCAUGAUUCCUUUGUAUCUUUGUUAAUUAGUCUAUGGAAAAAGAAAUACCUUG